AUGGCACGGCGUCCAUUUGUUUAUUGGGCACAGAACGAAAGAUUACUUUUCUUAACGAUUGAUUUAAAAGAUUCAUCGGAUGCCUAUUAUACUAUAGCAGGCAAUGCAUUUGAGUUUAGUGCCACUGGAGUCGGUGCACAUGGUCGAUGUGAAUAUUCCUUUAAUUUGCCGUUAUUUGCAGAAGUAGAGAUGGAAAAGAUUGGUCAGGAAAAUGGAAGCAAAUUGUUUUAUGUUUUGAAGAAGAAGGAUGCUAUAUGGUGGCCUACUGUUUUGAAAGAUAGUAGUCGAUAUUCUUGGCUUCGAAUCGAUUUUGAUCGAUUCGAAGAUCCAGAUCAAAGUGAAACAGAAGAUUAUGAAAUGAUAAAUAUGAAUGCGCGCACACCGGAAGCGGAGAUGGAUGCCAUAACACAGCGCAUUUUCAAAGAAUGCCGCACUAAGCCAAAAACAGAAACAGAAUUUAUCAAUGAAGAGUAUUACAGCUCAUUCUGGCAAAAUAAUGCUAACAUUAUAAAAAUUGCAACAGCUUUACAGCUAAUUGACGUUGCACAUGCACUGAUCGGUUUCACAAAAGGUAGUUACCGAGUCGGGCUUGUGCAGGUUUGUGGACGUUUAGCAAUCAUAUAUAUUAUUGAUGGCUGUCCAGAUGUGCAAAAUUCAUUGACCACUUUUCUUUUAAUGAUCGCUUAUUUUUCGAUUGAAAUUUUCCGAUAUCCAUAUUAUGCGGCCAGCAGUUUGAAAAUUGAAAUUUCAUUACUUACGUGGUUACGGUACAAUGCAUGGCUGUUGCUUUAUCCGGUUGGCUUAUUUCUUGAAGAUGUCAUAGGUGAAAGCAUUUGA
This is a messenger RNA of Acanthocheilonema viteae, 837 nucleotides long. Lineage: Eukaryota; Metazoa; Nematoda; Chromadorea; Rhabditida; Onchocercidae. The record is from the annotation of a GenBank genome assembly.